Messenger RNA from Cladocopium goreaui, 579 nucleotides. The record is from the annotation of a GenBank genome assembly. Lineage: Eukaryota; Dinophyceae; Suessiales; Symbiodiniaceae.
AUGAAGGAGGAUGACAAUUUGGCGCCGAAGGUAGCCAACGAGGAAGCCAGCGGAAGUUGCAACCCAGGAAAAUCGAAUCCUUCCAAGCAUGACAAGGAGUCCCAAAAGGACUAUGGCGACGGACCGGAAUACUGGGAUCUGAGAUACAAAGAAGAUCCAGAACCCUUUGAAUGGCUUCGCAGCUAUUCUGACCUCAAAGACUUUAUUUGCUGUGACAAAUCUGCAGAUAUUCUCCAUGUGGGCUGCGGAAAUAGUUGCCUCACCGAAGAGAUGUACGAUGAGGGUUACCGCAACAUCAUCAACAUCGACAAUUCCCCAGUGGUCAUCACCCAGAUGAUCGAACGCAACAUGGACAGGCCUGAGAUGCUGUGGUUGGAGAUGGAUGCAUUGGCCAUGCCUUUGCCUUCCAAUGCCUUUGAUCUUGUCAUCGACAAGAGCCUCAUGGAUACCUUCGCAUGUGCAGAGGAAAUGCCCUUGACCAUCAUCACAUAUUUGAUGGAGGUGGCGCGCGUGCUUCGGACGGGUGGCCUCUUCUUGGUGGUCUCCUAUGGGGCACCCGCCCAGCGCCUGGCACCUUGA